Messenger RNA from Owenia fusiformis, 1767 nucleotides. Lineage: Eukaryota; Metazoa; Annelida; Polychaeta; Sabellida; Oweniidae. The record is from the annotation of a GenBank genome assembly.
GGAGACAAUCCAAACUGGUAUCUGACCCAAGUUACUGUGAGAGAUCUACAGAAAGACCAUGUCUGGCAAUUUAUGUGCAACAGAUGGUUGGCUGUUGACCGUGGUGACUUCACUACCUCAUGUACACUACUUCCUACAAAUGAAAAAGACUUGAAACAGUUUGGCACAGCGUUCCCGGGUCUCGCUAGUAAAAAUAUGCGUGAGGAUCAUCUCUGGUUGAGCAUAUUCUCAAAACCUGUUGAAAGUCAUUUCACACGGGUACAGCGGUUAAUGUGUGCAUUUACAUUGCUCCUGAGCUACAUGUUGACCAAAAUCAUGUUUUUUGAUGUACCAAGUGAUGAGCCUAAGCUACAACAACAGAUUGGUAGUAUCCAUAUAUCAAUAUCAGCUAUAGUGAUGGGAUUAGAAUGUAGUCUCCUCAUGUUCCCAAUUAACGUGAUCAUUGUGCAACUCUUUAGACUAACCAAAGCAAAACCAAGCAAGUUGCAAGAAAUUGAUGAUGAAUUCAAUACUGAAUCAUACGCUAGUCUGGAAACUGAGAGUAGGUUUGAUUCAUCAGAUUUCAAAGAGCAAUUGACGAUGGGCAAGAAAGCAUCCGAAACUGAAAUUAGAAGUGGUGAUAUUUUCUUCAUGGCUGAUGAAGCAGAAGGUGAAAAUGCAGAAAUAAAGCGCCCCAAUGAGCAUGUUAAACUUCAUGGGGAACAGUUAAAACCAAAGAAAAUAUUGCCUGAUUCACAUGAUCCUUCAGCUGCAACUCCAAGGCCUACUGCGCUCGAUGCAGAGGCUACUGAAACAUAUAUAUUAGAGGAUGGCAGAAGGAAAAAGUCUGUGUUAGUGAGGUGGAAACAACAUGCAGAAAAGGAUGUUUGGAGUGUUGGGGAGAGCCAAAGUGAUGUUGAACUUCAUGUGAAGAAGAAAGAGCCAGUUGGGCUGCCAUGGUGGUUCUUGUACAUCAAUUGGACACUCUGCAGCCUCACUAGCAUUACGUGUACAUACUUUAUCAUGUUAUAUGGCUUGAAAUAUGGCUACCAGGCAAGCAUUGAGUGGCUCACCUCUAUCUUGACGUCCAUUUUCACAAGUAUAGUGGUCCUACAACCUAUCAAAGUGGUUGCCAUGGCAAUUCUGUGUGCAUUGAUCUGUAAGAGGAAAGCUGAAAUUGAUGAUAGACGAGACAAGAUUGACAUGAGUGAAUUAGAACAUACACUGAACCAAAAGAGAAGGAGACAAAGAACAUUUUAAAAUUGAGUGAUAUAACACUUAGGAAAGCUUACAAAGAACCAAAAUGUUCAAAAUCAUUGAAGAAUAUAAAAGGCAAUGGUCUGAUCUUUGUACCUUUUGUAAAGAAGAACCAGGGACAAUUUGUCUUGUCAUCUAUGAUGCUUUAAGCGGUAAUGGAAUUGAUAGAAGAAAUGGAAAAUUGGUUACCUGAGGAAUUGACAGUAGUUUGUACAAAUCAGAAUAUACUGAUAGGACCAGUAUGUAUAAAUAACUAAGAACAACUAUCCUAACAAAUAUGUUGCGUAUAUUCAUAAAUUGUUUACAGAUGUAACACUCAAUGUUAAGACCAACAUUAAAGGAUAUAAUGCAAAUCUAAGAACUUAAUGUAAUAUGGAUAAACAGACAGACAAAGAGGAAAUGUGGGCAAUUAUGGGAACUACACUCAAGUAGUGUGAACCCCUAAAACCAAAAGAUGGGCUCUAAUUUUGAAAAAUUGAGGCCCAUUUUCUUCAAAAUCUGGCCUAAAAUUAAAAAAUAAAGCCUUUAAAG